GGAAGCAGCCUUGGAGCUUCGGCUUCUUUUUUUCCUCCUGCUUUGGGUACCACACAACCGCCACCGUGUCUCGACAGCGAGCCAAGAUGUCCAAAGUGGCCAAAUACCGGCGACAAGUUAGUGAAGAUCCAGAUAUAGACAAUUUAUUGUCUACUUUGUCUCCAGAGGAGAUGGAGGAGCUGGAAAAGGAGCUGGAUGCGGUGGAUGCGGACGGGAGCAUCCCUGUGGAGCGCAGUCAGACAAACCAAUCAGAAAACUCCUCACUUGGCCCACAAAACUGUGACACGGCACUCAACCACCACGACAAGGACACCAGGAGGCUCCUGCAGCGGGAGCACUCGAUAGACGAAAAUAGGUUGAGCAAGAAUAAGGGAGACAAAAAUCAAGAAGAAAAAGGAAAAGAAUCUCCUUCCAAAGAACUGGCCCAGAAACAAGAUACUAAAGUGGGGAAAGACUCUAAAAAGGAAGAAAGUGUUCAGAAAACAGACCUGAAAGGUAAAGCUGAGACUGAGACCAAGAGCAAAGAGAACAAAGCUAUGAACGAUAAAGUCAAGGCCAUGGAGAAAAAGCUGAUGGGGAAGGACAAGAAGGAGGAAGAGAAGGGUUCAGUGUUGAAGAAGGACACAGGGAAGGACAAAAAGGAGGAUGAGAAGAGCUCAGAGUUGAAGAAAGAUGCAGGGGAGGAUAAAAAGGAGGAAGAUAACAGCUCAUAUUUUAAAAAGAAGGAUUCAGGAAAGGAUAAAAAGGAAAAAGAGAAGGUCUCAGCGGCAAAGGAGGAGACAGAGAAGGGAAAAAAGCAAGAAGAAAAGGAUUCAGCAUCAAAGGACACAGAGAAGGACAAAAAGGAGGAGAAAAGUUCAGAAUUAAAGAAACAGGCAGAAAAAUACAUAAGAGGGGAAGGUAGGAAAGAAAAUGACAAAAAAGAAGAGGAAAAGGCUUCAGCUGUGAAAAAAUCCAAGGCAGAUGAGAAUUAUAAAUCCCAGACAGAAGCAGAAAAGGCAGAAAAGGCGGAAGAGAAACAGGAGGCCAAGGCAGCAGCUGGGAGCAGCCCUUCCAAGUCUUCCUCCAGCAGCUCUGCAGAUCAAGCCAAGGACGAUGAAGCCUCCAGCAUCUUUGAUGAGCUCAUCGAGAAGGUGAAGAACAACGAUGCUGAGGUGACCGAGGUUAACGUGAACAACUCUGACUGCAUCAACAACGAGACCCUGGUGCGCUUCACCGAGGCCCUGGAAUUCAACACUGUGGUCAAGGUGUUUGCCCUGGCUAACACCCGCGCUGAUGACCACGUGGCCUUUGCCAUUGCCAUAAUGCUCAAGUCCAACAAGGUGCUGACAAGCAUCAACUUGGACUCCAACCACAUCACAGGCAAGGGUAUCCUGGCCAUUUUCCGGGCACUGUUGCAGAACAACACACUGACGGAGCUACGUUUCCACAACCAGCGGCACAUCUGUGGGGGAAAAACAGAGAUGGAGAUUGCCAAGCUCCUGAAAGAGAACACCACACUCCUGAAGCUGGGCUACCACUUCGAGCUGGCUGGGCCACGCAUGACCGUCACCAACCUGCUGAGCCGAAACAUGGACAGGCAGAGGCAGAAACGCCUCCAGGAGCAGAAACUGGCACAGGAACGGGGGGAGAAGAAAGACCUCCUGGAGGUGCCCAAGCCUGGAGCACUGCCAAAGGGGUCCCCCAAGGCAUCCCCACAGCCAUCCCCCAAGGCUUCCCCCAAAAGCUCUCCCAAGAAAGGAGAGGCACCCAGCAUGCCACCCCCACCUCCUCCUCCGCUCGCCCCACCACUGAUGAUCAACGAGAACCUGAAGAACUCGCUCUCGCCAGCCACACAGCGGAAGUUGGGAGACCGGGUGCUGCCAGUCCAGGAGAAGAACUCUCGAGACCAGCUCCUGGCAGCCAUUCGCUCCAGCAACCUCAAACAGCUCAAGAAGGUGGAGUUGCCGAAGCUGCUGCAGUAGGGUGCGGGAGGAUUUUUCCCCUGCAGCCCAUGGCAGACCCCCAUACACUCACCUUUCUCGUGACUGUUUCCAUGACAAGCCCUUUGGAACCUGCAGUGACCGACGCCAAGGAGCAGGGAUCUCUCUGGGACACGGAGGAUGGGCCGGGCCCAGCAGGACAUGAUGGAGGAGGUUGUAUUUAUUUUUUGAUGGCUGUGAAGCCUUCAAGCUCACUCUUCUACCAGCACUGUGCCCCGCUGGAGAUGCCAAGAAUAGAGCAGGGGUCUGCAGAGCUGAUCCUUAUGGAAAUCCACCGCCAGAGUAUAACAAAGGGGUUUGGCACUCCAUUCUAUCCAGGGUCCAGCCUGGGGUGAGCAAGAGUACCCCCAGCCUUGGGGGGGAGCAGGGGACACCCAGACCAUUAUCACAUCACAAGGUUUCUGGGUGGCCGGCAGAGUUUUGGGAUUCAGGCACAGCAGUGGCUGCAGAGUUGGGGGUUCAGGCUUGACGUCAGGAGGAAUGGGAGGGUGGGAGAAGGGAACAGCCAGGGACAGAGGGGGCAUGGAAGUGGUGGGACACAGGGAGCCAGGCUGAAGCCAGGAGCUUGGGGCAUCUUGUAUGCACCCACAGCACUGCAGGGGGGCCCCCAGAACCCUCAGAGCAUGGAAACCAAAUCCACCUCAGAGAGAGUAGGGAAAGCACCAGCUCAAGGGGGGCAGUGGGUUUUGGGGUCAUGUGAUGCCCAUCCUCUCCCCCCCCCCAUCCUUCCUGUCGUGACACCUUGAUCACGAUUUGUAUGACUGUGGCCACUGCAUACGCAAUAAAGCUCACCCAAUGCUUCCUGUGCCUCUGGACAGCUCCACACCCCCAGAUCCCAAACUGAGGCGCAGGGGGUGUCUGGGAAUGGACUCAGCAACCUCAGCCAGGGAUAGCUCUUCCCUCUCCCACAGCCAUAGCCCACCCUGAACUGGGCAGCCUGGGACCACCUGGACAACCCAACCUGGGUGUCCCUGUUCACCCACCCAGAACCUCUGCAAAUGGGGCACCCAGGACUCCCCAGAUGGGAUAGCCAAACCCCCCCAAAUGGGGCACCCUGCUGCUGCUGGACACAGACAACCAGGCACCCAGAGCCAUGCGGACACCCCAAAACUCUGGAGUCACGAAGAACUGGACACCCCAGGACCACCCCACAGUCACCUAAAACCCUUUGAGUCCACACAGAACUGGGAAUCCUGGGGCUGCCCAAGGGUCACCCCGAACUCCAAGGUAAUCCGGAACUGGGUCCCUCAGGGUCACCCUAAAACUCCGCGGUGACUCCAAAAUUGGGCACCUCAAACCCUCGGGGUCACCUAGAACUGCUCUCCCCCCUGGCACCACGGGGCCGGGGCCGUUUUGGCGAUGCAGCAGCACACGGGUGUCCCCCGGGAGGCUCCCCCUGUUCCGGGACGCCCAUGUGCGUGGCUGAGAGGCGGCUCCCGGUACAGGUGAAACGCCGUUCUGUGGGGCAUUUCUGCAGCCACGCAGCGCGGUGGCCUCAGCGGGAGGAGCAGUAUCCGCACCACGGGCUCCUCGUGCCCCUUGCCCCCGCAUUCCUGCCCCUUGGGGCGGCCCCUGCUAAAGCGGGCACCGCGGGGCCAUUGGGACAUCCCAUCCGGUCGGCCCCGGUGUGAGGGCACCAGGGGCCUCAACCGAACACCGACGGUGCCACCUAAACCACGGGGGGCCGGGACGCACCGGGGCAGGGCAGCUCUCGAGGGGGAGG
This is a messenger RNA of Vidua chalybeata, 3705 nucleotides long. RefSeq names its product leiomodin 1 (gene LMOD1). The record is from RefSeq and is a predicted model, not a curated record. The coding region runs from base 87 to 1964 and encodes 625 amino acids. Gene Ontology annotation, molecular function: actin binding; tropomyosin binding. NCBI's taxonomy places the organism in Eukaryota, Metazoa, Chordata, Aves, Passeriformes, Viduidae. Gene Ontology annotation, cellular component: striated muscle thin filament; myofibril. The transcript is spliced from 3 exons. Gene Ontology annotation, biological process: pointed-end actin filament capping; muscle contraction; myofibril assembly.